GACCCGGUAUGUGAGCGUUAUCUAUGCAUAAAUAGGUAUACUUACCUCGUAGAACCUACGCACACAAUGGACAAAGUCAUUACCAAAUUAAAGAUAAUCAGGUGAAGAAAACAGCAUUUAGUAAAUAAAACUCGGUGAGUACGGUCGUUAGGUUCUUUGUGAUCAAAUUGUGUAUUGACAAUACUACGAUUACAACAAUAUUAUUACUAUGAUAAGUGAUUGGUGAUCUUGUGUCAAAAAUGUCUUCACCGCCAACUUCGCCGCCAUCUUCAGUACCAAGUUUAGAAACAGAGCGCGGCGCGGAGGACUCGAGGGAUUCUAUAUCAUCAAAAUUUUCUCAUACUGCUGCGACAAAAUAUAAUGAUACUCAAUUCACCGAUGUAUCUAAUAAAAAUGAUAUUAAAAAUACUACAGUAACAUCACAUAGUGUUGAAGACAUAUUAUCAGAAAGUAUAAUCUAUAACGGAGUUGACAAUAAUUUUGACUGCAAACAAGAAAUUAUAGGGUCAUUAUCUCAAUCUUUUGUACAAGAUUAUAAUUCGAGGGAUUCGACAGGUUUUAGUAUUCAAGACAUUCUUGGUAUACAUCAAUCAUACAACGCGACCAAUAUUCAAGAGAAUUCAGAAGCAAGAUACGAUUACCAGAUAUCAAGCUAUGAAAAUAUAAGCAAUAGUCCCAUCAAUAACUAUGGGUCUGGUACUGAAGAAGUAAUUUCAGAUGCUUGCAUCAAUAAAAAUGACAACAUAUUCUCCUCAAUUACGCAGGUUCAGAAUCAAGCUAUCCGAAGUAAUAGAAACUAUGUCAUUAGUGAACCUGUUCGUUAUCAUUCUAGAACAAAUUUAGAUAGCAAUAUCAUAAAAGAUCCUGGAAGAGAAGUUAACCAACUACACGAAUCUAGUUUUCCCAGUCAGAAUUUAUCGUGGAUUAAUAAAUCAACUACUAACCAAAUACUGGAUCGUACUGAAUCGUCAACAUCAAGCAAAGAAAUGCCGCCAUCAUAUCAAAAAAGUUUUACAAAAAGAGCACGAACAGCUUAUACAAGCACACAAUUAGUGGAAUUGGAGAAUGAAUUCCAUCAAAACCGAUAUCUCUGCCGACCCAGAAGAAUAGAACUUGCAAACUUCUUACAUUUGUCGGAACGACAAAUCAAAAUUUGGUUUCAAAACAGACGAAUGAAAUACAAAAAGGACAAUAAACACAACAAACCGUCAUCAUCAGUAGAUGAUACUAGUCCUUCUAGUUCCAAAGAGUUUCAUCUAAGUCAAGACCAUAAAAUGAGCCAUGGAAGAAGUUGCGGAGGACACGACAGACAUAGUCGUAUACUAACAGAUAGUCAUGCCAGUCAUGAUAAAAUGUUUGGAGCAUCUAACAAUGUUCUCCCAAUGCCUCCAGAAUAUUCUGCAAUAGCACUCAAAACUGGAAUAAAGCCCGCUGAGAACACGAUUGAGCUUCCAACAUACACUCCAAAUUUGUCUUUUUCAUCGUAUUACACGACGGGAACAAGCAAACCGAGUUACUCACCUUUAUCUGAAGUUUAUCGGUAUUCGAACGAUGAAUCACUGCAACCAAAUUCUAAUACACUGCACACGCUACCAUCAGACAGCUACGUUCCUAACGGUGUCAACUUGAAACUCAACGAUGAAAUAACUCGGUAUAAUGCAGAAUCUUCUUAUUACAAUCCACUGCCAACUGCAGUCGUGCCACCUCUUGCAACAGCUGAUGCUUAUGGAUUCGGUGCGACUAUGCCUUCAAUACAAACUCCUACGUACGAUGAUAAUAAUGUACAUACUAGAACGGCAAGUUUACCUCUUACUCAGGAUCCUUAUUAUUCCUACUUACCUACCUCUGAUGUAGCCAAUCAACAACCUUCUUCUACAAGUUGCAGGUACUCCUCAUUUAUUUCUCUAUAGUGCAAUAUUUUUAUUCAUUUUUUUUUUGCUUUUAUUUAUAGAAUACUAAAUACUGUUACUGAAUUUUUAAUAUAAUGUAUAAUUUUUUAAAUAAAAUGUAAUAUUUAAUAUAAUUAUGUUUUUGUUAUGUUGUAAAAUUACAAUAUAAAAUGUUAUAAAUGUAUAAUACAUUUGAUAUUUUGUAUAAUUAUUGAAGGCUAGUUUUAUUCUGUUUACUGAACGUAAAACUAUUUUAUUUUUAAGUGGCUUCCAAAAGCCAAAUUUUCUCGAUUGUUUUUUAUUUUUUUUUAACUAUAUUCCACAAUUGUUUUGUAAUUGAUAGGUUUUACUUUGUGUCGGUCUCAUUUUUAUUGUAUAU
Messenger RNA from Galleria mellonella (greater wax moth), 2268 nucleotides. RefSeq names its product homeobox protein Hox-D3-like (gene zen). The transcript has 3 exons. Gene Ontology annotation, molecular function: RNA polymerase II cis-regulatory region sequence-specific DNA binding; DNA-binding transcription factor activity, RNA polymerase II-specific. Bases 240 to 1910 code for a protein of 556 amino acids. Gene Ontology annotation, cellular component: nucleus. Gene Ontology annotation, biological process: regulation of transcription by RNA polymerase II. The record is from RefSeq and is a predicted model, not a curated record. Lineage: Eukaryota; Metazoa; Arthropoda; Insecta; Lepidoptera; Pyralidae.